This is a messenger RNA of Xylaria bambusicola, 1233 nucleotides long. RefSeq names its product secreted aspartic proteinase precursor. Lineage: Eukaryota; Fungi; Ascomycota; Sordariomycetes; Xylariales; Xylariaceae. Gene Ontology annotation, biological process: proteolysis. The record is from RefSeq and is a predicted model, not a curated record. Gene Ontology annotation, molecular function: aspartic-type endopeptidase activity. The transcript is spliced from 2 exons. Bases 1 to 1233 code for a protein of 410 amino acids.
AUGGUUCCUCAACCAAGUAUCCUCGCCCUCGCAGCAGGCCUGGCAGGGCUCACAUCAGCCUCGCCUGUGCAGCCUAAAACCGGAAGCUUCUCUGUUUCCCAGGUUGCUAACGUCAACUUCAAAGCUCAUGGUCCCGCCCAGCUCGCAAAGGCACUAUCCAAGUAUGGAGUUUCGAUACCAGAUGGCCUCGCUCGUAACAUGGCCAACUUGGACGCCGCCCGCAUCGCGGUACGAACCUCGGGCAGUGCUACGACGACACCGGAGCAGUACGAUAUCCAAUAUCUCACGCCCGUUAGCAUCGGUAGUCCACCACAAACCCUAAAUCUCGACUUCGAUUCUGGCUCAUCCGACCUCUGGGUUUUCAGCUCAAAAAUGCCGUCCGAUUCAGUCCAGGGACAGACCAUAUACGAUCCCAGUAAAAGCAAAACGGCAACAGAAGUAAAGGGGGCGUCUUGGCAUAUCACGUACGGUGACCAAAGCACAUCCAAAGGUGUUGUUUAUCGUGACACGGUUACUGUCGGUAACGUGACAGUUCAAGGUCAGGGUGUUGAGGCUGCUACCCAGGUGUCCGACCAGUUUACGAGGGAUGCUAGCAACGACGGUCUCCUCGGUCUUGCAUUUUCUCGUCUCAACACGGUCCAACCACAGCAGGAGCUAACAUGGUUCGAUAAUGCUGUGAAAAGCCUCGACCACCCUGUCUGGACUGCGGAUCUCAAAUACCACAAAGCUGGUACAUAUGACUUUGGUGUUAUUGACAAGUCGAAAUAUGCGGGGAAAAUCUCAUACGUCGACGCCAACUCGACGACUGGCUUUUGGAUGUUCGACAUGUCGGGCUAUAGUGUCGGCAAUUCCACAUUCAAGCCCUCCCCAUUCCAGGGCAUCGCAGAUACGGGAACGACACUCGCUCUACUACCUUCGCCAAUAGUCCAAGACUACUACAAGGCUGUUUCUGGCGCCAAAGUAGACCUUUUCCAGGGCGGUUACGUCUUCCCUUGCUCGGCCAAGCUACCGAACUUCAUUCUCGGUAUCGGGCAGGCCAAAAUCGCCAUUCCUGGUAAAUAUAUCAACUAUGCCCCUAUAGACAAGUCUGGCAAGACCUGUUUCGGCGGCAUACAGUCCGACGAGGGCGUUGGUUUCUCCAUCAUUGGCGACGUGGCGCUCAAGGCCGCAUUUGUCGUCUUUGACGCAACGGCUGCGCAACCCCGGCUGGGUUGGGCUCAGAAGCAAUUAUAA